AUGUCGGACAAUAUUUAUUUAAGAUGUUCUGUCAUUGUUUUAUUAUGUGCUACAACUUUUGCUGCACCAGGAGGUUUUGGAUCCUUCGCAGGGAGUAGUUCCUCGGCAUUCAGUAGUGCUACGAGUAACGCACAAGCAGGAUCUGUCGCAAGUGCAAUAAGUUCUGCAUUUUCCGGUAGUAUAUUUCCUUCGAAUAAUCCAGACGGAUUAAAUCAUCUCCAAGGAAUUUCUGUUGGUACUGGAAGCUUUGCAGGAACUGGAAAUAUUCAUCCGGGUUCCGAUAAGUUUGGAUUGAGUCAUCAAAUUUCUAGUGGAAUUAAAGGAGGUCAUAAUAAUCAUAAAUCUCAGUCACCGUGUUCUCAAUGUGCACAUAACAAAGAAAAAUUGGAUUAUGAUAAUUAUGACGAACAGCCUGAAGAAAAGGAUGAGGAAACACACGGUGAAGAAGAUGAUUGCGACGAUGGUCAAUACAGACCUGAGCAUCAUUAUAAGCAUGACAAAAGUGGAGAUGGUAAGGAUAACGAAGAGGAAACAGUGCCGGGAGUACAUAAAAUAGGAAAUACCGAUACAUACGAUUACGAUCAAGAAAAUGAUAAAGGUUCAUACACACCGAGUGGUAACAAAGGACAGGGAAAUAAUAAUUAUGGUAACACUGGAUUAACUGGAGCUAAUAAUCAGAAUUUAAAUAAUAAUAAUUACGGUGAUAAUCAACAUAGUACGAAGUAUCCAUUUGCACAUACGAAUGCUGGUACGUCGAAAGAUUUUUCGCAUCUUUCUAUAAAUCCGAGUGAUUUCAAUAAGAAGAAAGAGAAUGAUAAUAAGAAUUUAGGUACUCCUGGAAUUGUUGCACCUACUUCAGGUGUUGGUAGUAAUUAUGGGAAUACGAAUAAAGGUCCAUUUGGUAAUAAAACACCAAGUCAAACGAAUUUGGGAAGUGUAAGUGGUACUAAUGUUGGUUGUUCUAAAACUGGAUCUGGAGGAGGUUGUUCAACGAGUGAGACUGAUUUAAAUCAAGGUCCAGUUAAAAUUGGUCAAACAGAUUUGACACAAGCAACUAAUGCACCGAGUUUCACCACAGGUGGAAAUAAAGCUACUGCGGGAUGCAAUAGUUUAUAUGGAAAUUGUGGUAAUGGUAAAACAGAUGGAACAGGACAAUAUCAAUCUACGUCUGUAGGAAGUGGACAGAAUUUACAGAAUGGAUACACUGGUGGUGUAAGUGGAGGAAAUAAACCACAAUCUCAAACAUAUGGAGUCGGAGGUAGUGGACCUGGCCACGUUGGCAUUGGAAGCACACCUUUCCCAACUCAAACGCAUGGAACUUUUGGUAGUGGGUCUGGUAAUAUUGGUUUUGGAAAUAAACCAAAUUUGUAUGAUCAACAACAUACAGGGCAACCGAAUAAUGGUAAAUUACCAAGUGGAUCUUCUGGUACCUUUGGUGCUGGAUCUGGUAGCAAACCUGGUGCAUCUUCCGCUCCUUGUGAUGAUGACGGAACACCUUUACAAAAGAACGUACCAAUUUCUUCUGAAGCAUUUGGAACAGCUAGUAGUGGCAUUGGAUUUAAUGCUAACGGGCAAUCUGGUUUUGGGAGUCAAAAUUCUUAUCAAUUUAAUACAGGAAAUCCUUUCCUACAUGGUGGACAAAUUAAUUCUAAACCAAACAUAUACCCAACUAGUUCACCUUUCUCAAACAGUCUCAGUACCACUGUUAAACCAAUUGGUCAUGGAAAUCCUUUUCUAGAUGGUACCAUAACCCACACAUUCGGAUCUCAACAUGGUAAUAACGACAAGAAUACCCUUGGGGUAAUUCCAAUUAAAAAUAACGACGUGCCAAAUAAGCCUAUUGGUGUUGGUAAUCCAUUUUUAUCAAACGGAAGUGGAGGUAGUUCUUCAUUUGGUACCGGAAUCCAUCCUGGUAUAAAUAUAGGAAACAUUUCACCAUCAACUGUUAAACCAAUUGGACAAAACAAUCCAUUUUUUGGAACAUCGAGUGGAAAUUCAGUAAAUAAAUACCCUAGCGGAGUUGAUAGCAACAAAAAUACACCUUUUGGAAGUGGAACUUCUAAUCCUUCUUCCUCCAACGAUCAAAAUUCAAAUGUACAAUUUCCAAAAUCAAAAGAAAUAUCAGGAAUACCAGGAGUAAUAGGAAUUUCAUCUUCCGGAACUUAUUCAAAUACAAAUCAAGGAGUUAAGGGUGGCCAACACCAUAACCCAACAUUAGGAAGUGUUGCAACAAGUAACGCAGGAGCUUUCAGUUCUGGAUUCAAUACACCUAAUGCAUACAAUAAUAAUAAUAAUAAUAAUAAUGCUGGUCACGGUACAGGUUCGUUGAUAGGAACCGCUAAUAUUAAAAAACCUUCUUACACGCUUUUAAAUUCUCCUGAUACGUCAUCGCAAACUAAUGGCAAUGGAAAUUCCUUGUCCAAUUCUUUGAACAAUGGAAAUAAUCCAAAUGGUCAAUUUAAUAAUCAAAUAGCAAAUGCCGGAGCGCAAUCAUUUGCAGGUGCUAGUGCAGGUGCUAGUGCAGGAAGUUACGCUGGUUCUUUCAGCAGUUCUCAAGCAUCCAGUUCGAGUUCCAGUUUUGCUAGCAGUAAAUCUGGAUCGUAUUCAGUUAACGGAGAUCCGAAUAUUUUCCAUCAGCUGGAUGGAAAUUGGCCGCCUUUCAACGUGGCUAGAAGUUUAGAUGGAACCAAUUCUGGAUGGCCAUCUUUAAAUGCAGGAUCCCAAGCUUCUGCAUUUGCGAGCAGCAGCGCAGGAAGUUGGUCAGGACCACAACCAUUCGGUGUUAAAAGUAGAUAA
Molecule: messenger RNA, 2796 nt
Organism: Polistes canadensis
Lineage: Eukaryota; Metazoa; Arthropoda; Insecta; Hymenoptera; Vespidae
Product: hornerin-like
Exons: 6
Coding region: 1-2796 (931 amino acids)
Source: RefSeq, a predicted model, not a curated record